Chelmon rostratus (copperband butterflyfish) is the source of this 1777-nucleotide messenger RNA. RefSeq names its product protein SCO1 homolog, mitochondrial (gene sco1). The record is from RefSeq and is a predicted model, not a curated record. Gene Ontology annotation, biological process: intracellular copper ion homeostasis; mitochondrial respiratory chain complex IV assembly. The transcript has 7 exons. Gene Ontology annotation, molecular function: copper ion binding; copper chaperone activity. Gene Ontology annotation, cellular component: mitochondrial inner membrane. Lineage: Eukaryota; Metazoa; Chordata; Actinopteri; Chaetodontiformes; Chaetodontidae. Bases 37 to 972 code for a protein of 311 amino acids.
UCCUGGUUUCAGCCGCGGUUCUGUCAAGGUGCAAACAUGGCUCUGAGUGCUUUAUACCGCAGCCAGAGCUGUCGGUUGUUUUACAGUAACGUUAAACUCUUACAGAAAUGUACCCAGACUCAAGCUUUCAGACUCGCACACACUGUUCUGCGGAGAGAAACUGGACUGAAAUACACACUGUCACCGCAGAGAGUUCACUGCUGCCUGGUGAAUGUGAGUCAGCGGCACACCUGCAGAACAACUCAGUGGCUUUGUCAACACUCCAGAGCUUUUUCCUCGAUACCUCCACCGCCCAGAUCAAGAGAUAAGCCCAAGAAGUCUGGGCCUGUGACAUGGAAAUCUUUAGCAAUAACGUUUGCUGUUGGAGGCUCUUUGCUUGGACUGAUGAAAUAUUUAAAGAAAGAAAAGGAAGAACUGAUUGAAAAAGAGCGGACCAAAUCAAUCGGCAGAGCAGCGCUGGGGGGUCCGUUUUCGCUCAUCGAUCACAACAACAAACCCUCCAAGAGCGAGGACUUCCUGGGCCAGUGGGUCCUCAUCUAUUUUGGGUUCACUCACUGCCCGGACAUCUGCCCCGAUGAGUUGGAGAAGAUGAUUGAAGUGGUGGAUGAAAUAGACGGAAUAAAGUCUCUUCCAGACCUGACGCCGAUCCUCAUCACCAUCGACCCUGAGAGGGACACAGCAGAGGCCAUGGCUGCAUAUGUGAAAGAGUUUUCACCGAAGCUGAUUGGCCUGACAGGAACAACGGCUCAGAUUGAGCAGGUGUCCCGAUCCUACAGAGUUUAUUACAGUCAGGGACCAAAGGACGAGGACAACGACUACAUUGUCGAUCACACCAUCAUCAUGUACCUCGUGGGACCCGACGGAGAAUUUUUGGAGUAUUUUGGACAGAACAAAAAAAGUGCAGAGAUCACCAACUCAAUAGCAGCACACAUGAGAAGGUACAAGGCGGCAAAGAAAGCAGAUGGCAGUUAAAAGCCCUCAAUGGACAGACGGAUUCUGUCCUCAGGUGCGUCUGUUUGAACUUAAACCACCGCUGCCGUCUUGUUUUGGCGCCAUGUAUUUAUUUCCAGUGUUUCUGGGUGGUGUGCAGAAGAAAAUAGGCCUGAUGCUGAUCUCCAUUAUUAUCCACAAUGUGUUUCACGCUGCUGCUGACUGAAUAUAACUGGGAAAAUGCUUCUUCCUGCUUGAAAUAAUUGUACACGUCAGCUCCAAUGAGCUCCUGAUCUCUGAUUUCUGGUUCAAAGAAUGAGGAAAUACCUGAAGACCAAUGUUGUAAAUGAAGUGAACAUUUUGUGAUAAAAUCCAAAGUACAACUAUGUGUUGGGUAUUUUUUUGUGCUGAACAGGCAAUGCUGUGUAGUAUGUAGCUUUAACUUCUGACUAAAUCUCUUGUAUUGCCACUGAAACUGCCUUCAGUGUCUCUAUGUCACAGUUUAUUAGUGGUUUCCUGUCAAAUCUCCAAACUGUGAACUUUGGUUUUUCACAUUGUGCGAGAAAAGAGGCUGCUGGGAACAUUUCAGUACAUGACAUUGGAGUGAAGAGUGAGAGAAGUAUCACAUUUUAUUCACGUUUUAAUACAUUUACGGUUUGUUUCCAUUUGAAUUUCUUAUGUGGUCCAUCCUCAACACACUGCAUGGGAACAUUUGGAAAGGAAGCAUCUCUGAUGGAACAAUGACCGUGACGUAGGAACGUUCACUCUAACCUGGACUUGCCACCAGCCUGUAUUGAUUUAUUAAUAUCUUCUCUGCGUGCACACCUGUCGUGUUCCUCCUUUAGAG